Oreochromis aureus is the source of this 6080-nucleotide messenger RNA. RefSeq names its product proto-oncogene DBL (gene mcf2b). NCBI's taxonomy places the organism in Eukaryota, Metazoa, Chordata, Actinopteri, Cichliformes, Cichlidae. The record is from RefSeq and is a predicted model, not a curated record. Gene Ontology annotation, cellular component: cytoplasm. Gene Ontology annotation, molecular function: guanyl-nucleotide exchange factor activity. Gene Ontology annotation, biological process: dendrite development. The transcript has 27 exons. Bases 277 to 3381 code for a protein of 1034 amino acids.
CGUCUGGUCACAGGAAUGAUGAUGAUAAUGUAGGCUUGUGUAAGUGUAAAGCGGCCAACUUCCUUUGGCUUUGACGUCAGGUGAAGCACACCCCACCAUCCUGGUCCAGAGCAGAAGUGCAUCUGCUGAGGUGCGCACUCAGCGCGCCGCUCUGCCUAUCCGGACACUGCAGUGGAGGUUACCGUGCCAUCUCUGCGGCUGCAGUACACCACGUCCCGCUGCGGACUUUCCGCGUACCAGUGAGGACAGGGCAGAACAAGGAAGCGCUAAAAAGCCAUGGCCGAGUCCAACCCGCUACGGGGGUUCCCCCGUCUGCGCCGGGCCGCGACCUCAUUUCCAGGCAAUCUACAUUUGAUCCUGGUGCUCAACCCCAGCAGUUUGUUAAGCUCUGCCCCAAGUCCAUCAUCGAGCACCGACCUGGGCUUUCGCUUCAGUCAGGAUGACUUUCUGUUAAAGAUGCCGGUGGUGAUGCUGCGUUCAGUUGGCGACCUGCUGCGCUACAUUGAUGAAAAUCACUUGACAACAGACUUCACUGCAAAAGUGCAGUUCUGCCAAAGCGACUGGGUCGUCCUCCGCACAUCCAUUGAGACGUUUGCAGUGACAGUUAAAGAGAUUGCUCAGCUGCUCCAGAGGUUCGGAUCAGAGCUGUCAGACACCGAACUUCCUGAUGAAGCUAACGCCAUCGAAUUCUUGCUGCACUCCCACACACACCGAUACCGACAGAUGAAGGAUGAUAUCAGGAGUGUGCUGAAAGAAGGACGCCUCCUGCUGUCAAACCUGGAAACUGUCAAAGCUUCUAAAAGAGAUGCAGAGGAGGAGAGGGAAAUACAAGCAGACAUGGACACUGUUAAAAGGCUCCUGGCACAGCUCGGAGACAUGGAGGAGGCAUUUGAUGGCUUCUUUGAGAAACACCACCUGAAGCUGCAGCAGUACCUCCAGCUGCUACACUAUGAAAGUAGUUUCCAGCAGAUGGAGGAGGUCCUGGAGCGGCUCUCUGCCCAGGAGAAGGAGAUUCCCUCUUUGGGGCACACAGUGGUUCAGACAGAACAGUUACUUAAAGACCUGGAUACACUGGACAAACGUGCUCAGGAGGAGAUGGCUCGUGCCCAGGUGUUGAUUCUACACGGUCACCAGUUGGCUGCAAACCACCACUACGCCCUGGCGCUCAUCAUCCAGCGCUGCAAUGAGCUCCGACAUCACUGUGAUGUCAUCACCAUCGCCAUACGCACCAAGAGGGCCUCGCUCACUCGAACACGAGACCUGCUGGGCCGCCUUGAGGAGGCUCUUCGCUGGUGUGACGAGGGCGCCUAUCUGCUGGCCAGCCAGAUGGUGGACAAGUUCCAAACCAGAGAAGGAGCUCAGGAAGCAUUGCAGUACCUCAGCUGCCACCAGGAGAGGGCGCCAUCAGCCAUGAAAAACAGCCAGGAUACUCUCAGCUUUGAGUUUCAAGCCAUACUCACCCCGCAGCUGCAGUCCCAGGUUUCCAUGGUGACAGAGAAGCUGAACUCAAUGCAGUGCAUGAUCAGAAACAGGGAGCAGUGUCUGAGGAAGCUGGCGGACGUGCAGGUCCGACCCAUACAGCUGGUGGCCCCUCGGCCAGAACCGGACCAGACUUUCCAGCGUUGCAAGUCACCCCUUUUCUCCCCCAAACAUGGUGUAGACUUUAAUGUUUUGAACUCCAAGUUCUCCUUUGAUCUGCUUCCCGGCAAGAGGGCUGCAAGGAGGAACAACAGCCAACGCAAGAUCGAGGUGAUGCAUGAUUACCAAGGCAACCGCAGCUGUCUAUAUGGAUCCAACCCUGAAACUGAUUCAGAGGCAGAGGACAGCCCAGAGCAGGUCACACGCCAUAUUAUGAAGGAACUGAUAGCUACAGAGAGGAUCUAUGUGGAUGAACUGCUCUCCGUCCUUCUGUUUGUCUUCAUCAACGUCAACAUUAACCAGGGCACAGAAGAACAAGUCUUGGCCAGAGGUUACAGGGCAGAAAUGGAGGACCCCUCCAUGGCUAAUCUUCUUCCUGUAGCUUUGCGCAGCCAGAAGGACGUUCUGUUCGGCAACAUGCCAGAGAUUUACCAGUUCCACAGCAGGAUCUUCCUCCAAGAUCUGCAGAGUUGCCUGGAGACACCAGAGAGCGUGGGGGCUUGCUUUCUGAAAAGGAAGGAGAAGUUCCAGGUGUACGAGCGUUACUGCCAAAACAAGCCUCGAUCUGUGUUGCUCUGGAGACAGUGUGCUGAUUCGCCGUUCUUUCAGGAGUGCCAGAAGAAGCUUGAUCACAAGUUAGGUCUGGACUCUUACCUCUUGAAACCAGUCCAACGCCUCACCAAGUACCAGCUGCUGCUCAAGGAGCUUUUAAAGCACUGCACAGAGGAGCGAUACCGCUGUGAACUCCAGGAGGCUCUGGACUCCAUGCUGGAGCUAUUGAAGUCUGUCAACGACUCCAUGCAUCAAAUAGCCAUCACCGGAUAUCAGGGUGAUCUCAGCCAGCUGGGCCGUGUCGUGAUGCAAGGCAGCUUUAGCGUGUGGAUCAGCCAUAAAAGGGCAGCGGUGCGAAUGAAAGAGCUGGCCAGAUUCAAACCCAUGCAGAGGCACCUCUUCCUCUACGAGCACGCCCUGCUCUUCUGCAAGCGCAGAGACGAGGACAACCACGACAGGACGCCCUUCUACAGCUUCAAAUCUUGCCUCAGAAUGAGUGCAGUGGGAAUCACGGAAAAUGUGAAAGGAGAUGUGAAGAAAUUUGAAAUCUGGUAUAGCAGCAGAGAAGUGGUGUACAUAGUUCAGGCUCCCACGGUGGAGGUCAAAGUUGCCUGGCUGAUGGAGAUUCGAAAAAUUCUCAACAACCAGCAAAAACUACAAGAUGAAGCUUCUCUUCUGCUUUCAGACAACCCUCUCUCUGACAGUGCAUCAGAGAUGUGUGUGUCGUGGGGCAGCGCGCCGGUGGGAGGCUGCUCAGCGUGUCUCCCUGUUCCUCACAGCUCCUCUACAACAAGCCACUCCCACAUUCCGAGAGGGGAGGAGUCGCUACACACUAGCCCCGCCCAUUCGGAUCCUGUGGUUCAUUCACCUCGACGCAGUUGGCCUGCGAAUGCUCACUCAGUGGCAAUCUGUGAGGGCCUGGAGGACUGGGGUGCUACAGACCUCUCCGCUUUAUCAGACUCAGAGGAGGAGGAGGAGGAUCAGCCUGCCCCACUGGUGGCAGGCAGGUACAGAGUGAUGGUAGAGAGCACCAUGGCCAGCUCUGAUGACAUCAUCUUUAACUGUGGUGAUGUCAUCCAGCUGCUGCAUGAGGAUUCAUCAGGAAUGUGGAUAGUGAAGAAUAUAAGUCGUGGCGAAGAAGGCCGCGUCCUACCCGAGGACUUACAUAGGAUUCUGGGAGAGACGUGCUGAGAGCCAAUCAGGACAGAGGAUGAAUGAAGAAGUGUGCCUGUUUGUUGCUCACUCUUUGCCUGAAUAUCCUUCCAUGUGUACAGACACACACAGACUUAUAUAUUCCAUCAACUUCCUGAAAAAAUGGGCAUCUGAAUCUGCUUGUCAAUCAAAAUGAAGCACAACAUCAGCCACAGACUUUACUCCUCAAACUGCUGUGAGAGUUUCACCUCUGAAGACUGUGAACUCCAGAAAGAACCUCAGAAGACUUUAACAGUGGAAAGCACAUACAAGCCAUCCUUUGCUCUGCCUUCUCCGGCAGCAAUACAUCAGAAUAUUUUGGACUGAAGACUUUAAACAGGGGCUUUUAUUUAUAUGUUCAGAGUGGACUUUUGUUCUAGACGUCAAGCUGUAUAAUUUCUAUUUUCUUAUGAAAUAUCAUGUCUACCAACAUAUCAUUACUGUUCUUGUGCCAAACAGCUAAGCUAACUGUCAUGCAGAAAUGCCCUGGUUAUGUCGUCGCCGCCUCUUAGCAGCCAAAGUGAACACUGAAUGUCUGUCAGCUUUGUUUACGUGAUAAAAAAUUAAAAAAAAGAAGAAAAAAAUGAAAAUAUGGCAUUUUAGUUUUCCAGGUUUCAGCUUUCAUACUUGCUCUAGACAAUUUGACACUCAGUGCUCAUAGUGUGGGAAAAAAUUACUGCAUACCCUUGUUUACAGUUAGCUUAAUUAAAAGGGACCUAUUAUGCUUUACUUUUCUCUCUCCUUAAAUAAUUACCUGUUACAGCAGUACUACUCAUAUUAAGCAUGGCCAGAGUAAUCCUUGUAAGCUAAAAGAUAAGGCUUCAAAUAGCUCCAAAUGCUUGGUUUCAUACAGUUCCUUCUACUCUCGGCUCUUUAUGACAUCAGUGAGAAUGGAUAUGAUGUUUUAUGAUGUUUAUGAUGUGCAAAUGAGAAAUGAGCUAGCUUAAAGGGAUGGAACAGGAAACUGCACUGUUAGUGUAAUUAGUAUGAGAUAAAUGAUUAUUCUGAACUUUGAAUCAUGCCAAGCUGCUUAAGUAGAUUCCAAGAAUAAAACAUAUGGAGCAGGAAAUGAGAAUAAUCGGUCCCUUUAAUGACGUGUCGUAGCAGGAAAGGCAGAGGCAAAAAAACAUUGUUUAAAAUUAGUUUGGGAGUUUAAAGUGGAGAUAAACAAUCUGCCAACAGUUUUAGCAAACUAGAACAUUUUUAGUCGUUAUUAUUGACACAGUAUAUGAUAAAGUGAAUCAAUUCAUCAUCUUGUGGUGCCACCCCAAAGUGUGGAAGACCAAAUGCAAUACACAAAAUUUUGCCCUGGGUCUUAACAGGACACCAAAGGCCUCGACCUCAAAGUCCUUCUCCUGUAAUCUCUGAUCACAAUUUUGGUAAUUAACGGAACAAGAAACCUCUGUCAGUGCACUUUGAACAACCAGAUUAAAUUAGGUCUAAAUCGUACAUCCUUGCCACUGUGUACUUUGGAGUCCAGGAACACUGAUACGGACAGAUCCUCUCCUGGUGGUACAAGUUUAAAUAUUUCCUGUAUUUUAUUGAAAAAAAGCAUUGGUGAAAGUUUCAGUUGCAGGGUGAUUCACUCUUUUAUGAAGAGUCUCCUGAAAACUACACUAGGACUAGGUUGCUGUUAUUUAUGGUGAUAAAAUAGUUUUUAAUGAAAGUUAUAUUCUCUGCUAUGCUUUUUUUUUUUCAUUUGAUUCAGUAGCUUUUCCAUCCAUCAUAGUCUUUUAGAGCUAAAACCAUUAUCACUGACAAGCUUUACCAUAUUGAUUGAUUGCUUGCUGCUGUGCAUGGGUAACUUACACCCUACAUAUGACUGUAGCUUUAUUUCCACCUGCAAUGAGAAACUAUGCUCAGUGUUGGGUACUACCUGUAAAAAGAAUAAUGUGGAGUUUUCACCUGAGCAUAUUUGUGAAUAUGAAAUUUGAGGGGGUUCAUUGAGAAUAUGGAAAUGUAUUUUGAACUGCCUUGUUUUAAAACUGCCCAGUCCAACAUUGUCUACGUUGUAAAAAUAAGCCAGAAAAGUGUGUGAAGUGUGCAGAGUGUUCACAAAAACACUGCCACUCAACUGUAAAUGAGCUGAGAGCUCAUCUCUGACUGAUGUAGUGUAAUUAUCUGAGUUGCUGGCAGCUUAUUUAGACAUCCGCAGCAGACUGUGACCAUGUAAACAUUAAAAAUCGAAACUGUCAAUGUUAAACAUCAUUUUAGUCAGUAUUUUAGUCUGAAUGGUGGUACUGCUUUGGACAGACAGAUGCUGAUACUCUGCUAUCAAGUGAAGAAAUGAAUUUAUUGCAAGAAUAUUUGAAUCAAAUCCUUGUAGUAGCAGUAAAUCCAAGAUUAGCUUGUACACUAAGUGAAGAUUAAUUUUCACAGUAUUCAGCACCCACAGUGGGAGCAUUGAAUCAUUUGACAGUGAGCGCUCGACCAUCCAAAUGAAGCAUGUUCACUGAUACGCAAUACUAAAUAACAUUUCAUCACUUUAAAUUGAUUUGAAAUCCACCCACCGCUGGCUACACUGUAGCAUCAGAAGUUAUUAAUGGAUUAGUUCAGUUAGGCUUUAGCGUCUUUCGUGGCAGUGCUUUAACUUGGUGUUUGCUGCUUUUGCUUAUUUGAACUGUAUUUUUUUUAAAUAAUACUAAUUAUGUACAUAAUUAUUUUCUGAAAAUAUAAACACUGGACUUGUUUCAGCUUGA